CUUGUAUAAACACGGAAAUAUAUACACAGAUCAUACUUCCGCAGCUUUCCGCAAGGUAAAAUUUCGAUGUUGAAAUGCUUGUUGGAGAGCUCGUCAUGCCUACGGAGCAUGUCAAGUUGUUAUGGUUGUCAUCGCUGCACUUGCUUAUGCGUUGACUCGGACCCAGGGUCAAACCUCAAUUGUUCCUUCGUGAUCCAUACUCGUAGCAAUGAGUUAGCGAAUCUAUCCUGUGAGUUGUCUAGUGAACAAGUUGAUUCCCUAGCAUAUACUAACAGACCAUGUUAUUCGUGCAAUGGGUAUAAAUUAUAUUCCUUUUUGAAGUCGAAUGCGUCUUUCCUUCAUUUGCCGCUGGCCGGUAAGAAGAUAUGCUAUCUCUCCCUUUUGUGCUUCUUUCUCUUCACGCGCUGGCCGUAUACAGUGCUCCUCCAUUAGGUAGAGAUGAUGCUGCAGUCUUACGACGAGAAACAACGAUACAUGGCCUUACGCUUCGCCGCGAAGAGUAUCACCUACUCCAGAAACGCGAUGUCUCGAUCUGCGGUGUUCCGAUACGAGAUGCUUCGCAUAGCGAUUGUACCAAGCACUAUCCACCCAACCUCUUUAAACGAGUGCGGGGUUCCACGAAAUCGAAAUCAGGAUCCGAUACGGAAAAUAGUAGUCAAUCGAGCUCCGGAGGGAGAAGAAAAGGGAAAAGUGCAUCGCAAGAGGAUUAUUCUUACCACUCGAGUUCUACUGAGCAGAGAGAAGAUGUGCAGUACGACCAGGAAAUGGCACAGUAUGAGGAUCAGGACGCAGGGGGCUAUCACUGUGACCAUUUUACCGAGUUGCAGACCUCAUCAUACAGUUUAAAUCCGUACUGUACCAAUCCAGGUAUCUCUGCGGCUAGAGUAACAACUAUCAGCAAGUAUGUCAAUAAUCCGAAUAAGAAUCUGUACCUUGUUAGGGGAGAUGUCAACUCGGCCAAAGGUGCCGUGACUAGGCUUGCAAUUUCGAGGCAGAAUAAUCCCAGUCGCCCCAAGGUCUAUAAAAGCAAAUACGACCAAGACACUUGGGUUAGGCUCGUUGAAUAUCUCAAGGCCAAGGAAUCCGUAGCGAGAGCCACUGCAGCUCAGAUUAAAACCGAUUCUGGCCUGACUCAGCGUGUUGAUACAACAAUAUAUGCGAUAUACGAAGACACUCUUGCGAUUUCCGAAGCAAUGCGCGACUCGUAUGUGCCAAGUCGACAAGUAAGCCAGCAGGGAAGCCAAGGAGGGAACUCACCCCAUCACAGUGAUAACAGUGGAGGAACCUCUGAACUGAGCGACGUCCAGACCGAGGAGGUCACUUACAAUGGCAGGACUCUGACUCUGUAUUGGGUCUCCGGUGCAUGGCAUUAUGUGUAUGACUACAACGGCCAAGGUACAUACAUAGAGUACAAUGAUGACAACCUGCGACAAUGGCCUCCAAAUGUUCAAUAGUUUUAGAAACGUAUACCUAAUA
Molecule: messenger RNA, 1476 nt
Organism: Guyanagaster necrorhizus
Lineage: Eukaryota; Fungi; Basidiomycota; Agaricomycetes; Agaricales; Physalacriaceae
Exons: 6
Coding region: 366-1454 (362 amino acids)
Source: RefSeq, a predicted model, not a curated record